ACUAGAGUCCUGUCAAUCAAACAUCAACCUCCGUGAUUGGUUAGUUGAUGAGGAAGCGCUCCUUUUCAGUCACCGCGCUCCCCGCUUCGGCUGAAUGUAGCCCACUUCGUUGGGGAUACCUAUCUCCUCUAGCUUUUGUUAGUAUGAAAAUCAAAGCUAUUUUCCUACUAUGUGUAAAGUAAGAGUGUAUCUCAUAACUUUUGGAAAAUAUUAUGCUUGGGAAGCCGAUUAGAUUGUGAUUUGUAGUGCAUUUGCAUCAGCUAAGUGCACAGAAGUCAGACUGAAGCGGUGCACGGUUGAGUUGAAUGCGGGGAUUCAAGUCAACGCGUUCUUUUAAUACAUCCAUGGUCAACGCAAGCAGCUGUGGAAAUAUGGUUUUGAAGCAUCUACAAGAAACAGGACUGAUAAUGCGGAUAUAAGUAAGUAUUCUGUAACACUACAGUUUGCGUUAAUGCUGCAAUUCUUCACGAAAGGAAGAGGGAAUAAAAACGAGCGCACCUCUCUUUUUUGACCAGAUCUCGCGAUAUUUGCUGAGCGGUUGCGUUGUUCGGGCGAGCCGACGACGAGACUGUAGCUGUCUGGAAAUUUUGUCUCGUGGUUUAGACUAAAACGUAUUAUUCAUAUUUAGACAUUUUUUUGUACGUGCGACUAAUUAAUCGUUCCACAUUGUUACACACGUCACUUUUAGUGUCCUGAAGUAGACUGGACAAUGGCUGCUGCAGAGGUGAACGGUAGCUCUGCCCCGGUGAAGGAGGAAGAAGAGCCCAUGGAUGUGUCAACAACACACACAGAGAACUACCAGACGCUCAUUGAUGCUGGACUGCCCCAGAAGGUGGCAGAAAGUCUGGAUAACAUCUUCCAGACAGGCUUGGUGGAGUAUGUUGACCUAGAUGAAAGGGCCAUUGAUGCACUGCGCGAGUUCAAUGAGGAGGGAGCGCUUACUGUGCUGCAGCAAUUCAAAGAGAGCGACCUGUCCCAUGUACAGAAUAAAAGUGCUUUCCUUUGUGGAGUCAUGAAGACUUACAGACAGAGAGAAAAACAAGGAAGUAAAGUACAAGAGUCCACCAAGGGCCCAGAUGAGGCGAAAAUAAAGGCUCUGUUGGAGAGGACGGGAUACACGCUGGAUGUCACCACAGGGCAGAGAAAAUACGGAGGUCCCCCACCUGAUGAUGUGUUCAAAGGAACACAACCGGGGAUUGGCACUGAGGUGUUUGUCGGAAAAAUCCCAAGGGAUUUGUAUGAAGAUGAGCUGGUGCCGCUCUUUGAGUCUGCUGGUGCCAUCUGGGACCUCAGGCUAAUGAUGGACCCUCUUUCUGGUCAGAACAGGGGUUACGCAUUCAUCACAUACUGCAAUAAGGAUGAUGCACAAAAGGCUGUCAAACUUUGUGAUAACCAUGAAAUCCGCCCUGGCAAGUACUUGGGAGUGUGUAUAUCUGUUGCAAACAAUCGCCUGUUUGUCGGAUCAAUUCCAAAGAACAAGACGAGGGAAAGUAUAUUGGAAGACUUUGGCAAAGUUACAGAGGGUCUCCAAGAGGUGAUAUUGUACCACCAGCCAGAUGACAAGAAGAAGAACCGUGGCUUCUGUUUCCUGGAGUACGAGGAUCACAAGUCCGCAGCACAGGCUCGCCGCCGCCUAAUGAGUGGCAAGGUCAAGGUGUGGGGGAACCCCGUCACUGUGGAGUGGGCCGACCCUGUUGCUGAGCCAGACCCGGAGGUCAUGGCCAAGGUCAAGGUGCUGUUUGUAAGGAAGUUGGCCACAGCAGUGACCGAAGAGCUCCUUGAAAAGACCUUCUCUCAGUUCGGAAAGCUGGAGCGAGUGAAGAAAUUGAAAGAUUAUGCUUUUGUCCAUUUUGAAGAAAGAGAUGCUGCCGUGAAGGCAAUGGAUGAGAUGAACGGGAAGGAGUUAGGAGGAGAGGAAAUUGAGAUUGUGCUGGCAAAGCCCCCAGACAAGAAGAGGAAAGAGCGCCAAGCAGCUCGGCAGACCACCAGGAAUUCAGGGUAUGACGACUACUACUAUUACCCACCUCCACGCAUGCCGCCACCAGGCAGAGGCAGGGGUCGUGGUGGCCGAGGGGGCUAUGCCUAUCCACCAGAUUACUAUGGAUAUGAUGACUACUAUGAUGACUACUACGGCUACGACUAUCAUGACUACCGUGGUGGCUAUGAAGACCCAUACUACGGCUACGACGAUGUGUACAGUAUGAGGGGCCGUGGCACUCGUCCCAGCAGGGGGGGGCCUCCUCCACCCAGAGCUCGUGGAGCACCACCUGCACGUGGCCGGGGGGGCUACGCCCAAAGAGGGCCGCCCCUUGGUGGACCAAGGGGUGGCCGAGGCGGGCGGGGUGCCCCUUUCCAGCCGCAGAGGGGCCGCGGUCCUCGCGGGGCCAGGGGCAAUCGUGGUGGCAACGUCGGCGGAAAGAGGAAGGCAGACGUGUUUAACCAGCCUGACUCCAAGCGCCGCCAGACCAACAACCAACAGAACUGGGGGUCCCAGCCCAUCGCCCAGCAGCCCCUGCAGCAAGGGGCCGACUAUUCCGGUGGAGAAGCAUUGAGAGCGGCACCACUAGAAUGAGGAACUCACCUGAACGGUACUCGAGGGCAGUAAAGCAGCUGCCCCCAUCCAUGUGAAUGUCCAUGUGAGUUCACACAAAUGGAAGGGACUGAUUGAGCGUAAUGUUUGAUGUCCUAGCUGUCUCUUUAUGACCUCUUUACUUCCCUGAGCCAAUACGUUUUGUAAGUUGGUUUUCAGAAUAUUCAGAAAUCUGGCAUAUACUUAUAGAUACAUUGCAUCAUAUUAAACACAAUACAGUCUGUCUCUCUGGUCAUGUUGUUGGUCUCGAUGGUCAUGUUGAUGCUUAGAAACUGAUUGACUCAGAUUUAUUAACAUGCCCUCGUCUGUGUGGCCCUUUUUCUAGCUCCGAGUCAUGAGACGGUUCUCCACAAGCUGCGAGCCAGACUCGUCACGAGGUUUCACAUCCCUCAGAGUGAUCUACUUACUGGACUGCACACUUGUUGUCCAGUACUCAUGGGAACACGAGCUGGCUCGUCCCGGCUCAGCAGAAGUCAGAGAAACGUAGGACGAUACAGUUGAUGGACAUGUCUUUAUCCAGAGCUCCAUCCAGCCGACUGCUGCUUCUUUAUCCAGCUUGCAUAAGUAUUAAUGUAAAGGGAAACGAUCUGUUGCUCUUGAUUGUUCAAUACAAUUUAUUACCCAAGUAAAUGUGUUUGUGUAUGCAUAUUUAUUUUUUUAUUUUAUAUUCACUUUGGACCUAGUGAUAUUUAAGUUCUAAACUGCACAACUUUUACUUGGGUCCUCAUAAUGGAAGUCAUCAAGUCUUCUGUAAAUUUUGUGCAGCAACAUCAUGGAGUUCAUUAUGAGGUUCAGUAGUGGAUCCUACAAAUGAUUAACAUGUUUCUUAUUGUAAACUUACAGUCAAACAGCUUGAAAUGGAGGGUGGGCAUGUAAACCUAGUGGAUGGACCACUGUAACUGUGAUUUACUUGUUCACUGUGCUUGUCCCUUCCCACUUGUGAUGAGAGGUGGAUACAAGUGGUUUAAGACAAGUCACGAAGUGCAGGAGCAGGGAUUGCAAGUUUAAAAAUUCUGAUUGAAUUUUGUAGUUAAAUAAAAAACAAAUUUUUAGGGAA
Molecule: messenger RNA, 3647 nt
Organism: Sebastes umbrosus (honeycomb rockfish)
Lineage: Eukaryota; Metazoa; Chordata; Actinopteri; Perciformes; Sebastidae
Product: heterogeneous nuclear ribonucleoprotein R
Exons: 15
Coding region: 710-2572 (620 amino acids)
Cellular component (GO): nucleus; ribonucleoprotein complex
Molecular function (GO): mRNA binding
Source: RefSeq, a predicted model, not a curated record